AUGGCGCGGCUCCACCUCCUCGCCAUGGCCGUCUCGCUAGCCGUGCUGGCGUGGCCGGCGUCGUGCAAAAGUGCUCGGUCGGUGCUCGCCCCGGUCACUAAGGACCCCGCCACCCGCCUCUACACCAUCCCAUUCCACUACGGCGCCAACAUCGUCGUCGACACCGCCGGCCCGCUCGUCUGGUCGACGUGCGCGCCCGACCACCUGCCGGCGGCGUUCCCGUGCAAGAGCGACACAUGCAGGCUCGCGAACAAGUACCACGCCCCGAGCUGCACCGAGAGCGCGGCUGACAAGCUCUGCGACCACAGUCACAAGGUAUGCAAGGCCUUCCCGUACAACCCAGUCACGGGCGCGUGCGCGGCCGGGGACCUGAUCCACACCAGGUUCGUCGCCAACACCACCGACGGGAAGAACCCGGUGAGCCAGGUGAACGUGCGGGCCGUGGCCGCGUGCGCGCCCAGCAAACUCCUCGAGUCGCUGCCGCAGGGCGCCUCGGGCGUGGCGGGGCUCGCGGGCUCCGACCUGGCGCUGCCGGCGCAGGUGGCGUCCGCGCAGAAGGUCUCCAACAAGUUCCUCCUAUGUCUGCCCCGUGGCCUCUCCGCCGACCCCGGCGUGGCCGUCUUCGGCGGCGGCCCGCUCCACUUCAUGGCGCAGCCGGAGAGGGACUACACGAAGGAGCUGGCCUACACGCCGCUCGUCGCCAAGAAGGGCAACCCCGCGCACUACAUCACGAUCAAGUCCAUCGCCGUGGAGAGCGCCCGCGUGCCCGUCCCGGCGCAGGCGCUCGCCACCGGCGGCGCGGUGCUCUGCACGAGGUCGCCCUUCACGCUGCUCCGCUCCGACGUGUUCCUCCCGUUGGUGGACGCGUUCACCAAGGCCCUGGCGAAGCAGGGUGCGCAGGGCGGGCCCGUGGCGAAAGCGGUGAAGCCCUACGCGCCGUUCCAGCUGUGCUACGACAGGCGGACGCUGGCCAACACGCGGAUCGGCUACCUGGUGCCGGCCGUGACGCUGACGCUGGGCGGCGGAAAGAACUGGACGAUGGACGGGUUGAGCUUGAUGGUGGACAUGGGGCCCACGACGGCGUGCCUGGCGUUCGUGCAGAUGCAGGGGGUGAAGGGCGGGGACGGCAGCGCGCCGUCGGUGCUCAUCGGAGGGUUCCAGAUGGAGAACACCGUGCUGGAGUUCGACAUGAAGAAGAAGAAGCGGCUGGGGUUCGCCAGGCUGCCGUCCUUCACGCAGUGCAGCCACUUCAAUUUCACUACUCGCAGCGCCUAG
Messenger RNA from Triticum turgidum subsp. durum (durum wheat), 1275 nucleotides. The record is from the annotation of a GenBank genome assembly. NCBI's taxonomy places the organism in Eukaryota, Viridiplantae, Streptophyta, Magnoliopsida, Poales, Poaceae.